UUGAGCAAUAGAAGAGUGAUGGCAGAAAUGCUAAUCGACAUAUAUUCUAAAUCUUAGAUUGGCACCUGGCAUGUCACCUUUGAACAAGAAAAGCAUAGCAAGCAAAAUAAGCAGUAUCCGUUAUCUUAGACAGCUUCAUGCACAACUCGUCCUUCAUGGCCUGCACCACCAAAACCACUGGGUGGCGCAUCUCCUUACCCAAUGCACGCGCCUCCGUGCACCCUCAAACUACACCUGCCAUAUUUUUCAUGUGGCAGCAUCCCCGAAUGCACACGUCUUCACCUGCAUGCUCAAAUAUUGCUCCCACAUUGGUGCUGACCCAGUAGUAGUUCCCCUCUUUAAACACAUGCAAUACUAUGCCAUAAAGCCCGACACAUCGUUCUACCCAGUUUUGAUAAAAUCUGCUGGAAAGACCAGCAUGCUGCUUCAUGCUCAUGUACUGAAACUUGGACAUAGUCAUGACCAUUAUGUUCGAAAUGCAAUUAUGGGUAUGUAUGCCACGUAUGGACCUAUCGAGCUUGCCAGGAAACAGUUUGAUGAAAUGCCUGAUAGAACCGUUGCAGAUUGGAAUGUCAUGAUCUCUGGAUACUGGAAGAGCGGGAAUGAAGAGGAAGCAAACAGGCUUUUUCAUAUGAUGGAUGAGCCAGAAAGGAACGUUAUUACUUGGACCACCAUGGUUACUGGGCAUGCAAAAUUUAGGAAGUUGAAGUCUGCAAGGAUGUAUUUUGAUAAGAUGCCAGAAAAAAGUGUGGUAUCUUGGAAUGCAAUGCUAUCAGGAUAUGCCCAAAAUGCAGCAGCACUAGAGACUGUAAGAUUGUUCAAUGACAUGCUUAACUCUGGAAAUGAACCAGAUGAAACAACCUGGGUAACUGUUCUAUCAUCUUGUUCAUCUCUCGGUGAUCCUUGUCUUGCUGAGCCAAUUGUCAGAAAGCUAGACAAAAUGAAUUUCCGUUCAAAUUAUUUUGUCAAGACAACUCUGCUUGAUAUGCAUGCAAAAUGCGGGAACCUUGAGGCAGCUCAGAAGAUUUUCGAACAAUUGGGUGUGUAUAAGAAUUUUGUUGCAUGGAAUGCCAUGAUCUCUGCUUAUGCAAGAGUAGGUAAUUUAUUAUCGGCCAGAGACCUUUUUAACAAGAUGCCAGAAAGGAAUACUGUCUCUUGGAACUCGAUGAUUGCUGGUUAUGCUCAAAAUGGCGAGUUACUAAUGGCGAUCAAGCUGUUCAAGGAAAUGAUCUCUAGUAAUGAUUCAAAACCAGAUGAGAUGACUAUGGUAAGUGUUUUUUCUGCUUGUGGACACCUUGGGGCGCUAGGUUUGGGCAAUUGGGCUGUCAGCAUCCUCAAUGAAAAUCACAUCAAGCUUAGCACCUCAGGAUACAAUUCUUUGAUUUUCAUGUACUUAAGAUGUGGGAGCAUGGAAGAUGCCAGAUUAAUAUUUCAAGAAAUGACAACCAGAGACUUGGUUUCCUACAACACAUUGAUUUCAGGGCUUGCAGCCCAUGGGCAUGGAAUGGAAAGCAUAGAGCUAAUGUCGAAAAUGAAAGAAGAUGGUAUUGAACCAGACCGCAUAACAUAUAUCGGUGUAUUGACUGCAUGCAGUCAUGCUGGAUUAUUGGAAGAAGGUCGGAAAGUUUUUGAAUUGAUCAAAGUUCCUGAUGUAGACCACUAUGCAUGUAUGAUUGAUAUGCUAGGUCGAGUUGGUAAAUUAGAAGAAGCUAUGAAAUUAAUUCAAAGCAUGCCAAUGGAACCCCAUGCAGGAAUUUAUGGAUCUCUUUUAAAUGCUACCAGGAUUCAUAAACGAGUUGAACUAGGCGAGCUAGCUGCAGAUAAGCUGUUCAAGGUUGAGCCACAUAAUUCUGGCAAUUACGUGUUGCUUUCUAACAUAUAUGCUUUGGCUGGUAGGUGGAAAGAUGUUGACAAAGUUAGGGAUAAAAUGAGAGAACAGGGAGUGAAUAAAACAACUGCCAGGAGCUGGGUAGAGCACACCUCAUAAGAUCAUUGUCGAAAGCAGAUCACAUGAACGAUCAGAUGUUAUCUAUAAUCUACUGGCAAAUCUCAAGUUUAAGUUGAGGAGGUAUAUGUAAUUGACAAAAGUUGUGUGCUGAUGGAUGUCGAAUAAGGAGAAAAGGUGGAGAUAGUGGGUGUUCGUAGCGAGAAGUUGGCUCUCCGUUCUGCUUUUCUAGUCGCUGAUAUGAUGUCAUGAUAAGAUUGUGGAAAAUUUCAAGGAUGUGUAGUGAUUUGAUUACCAUACAAGCAUCAUGGUGAAAUCCAAGUUCAAUGAAAAAAAAAAUUGUCAGGGAUAAUACAA
This is a messenger RNA of Abrus precatorius (Indian licorice), 2302 nucleotides long. RefSeq names its product pentatricopeptide repeat-containing protein At1g14470. The record is from RefSeq and is a predicted model, not a curated record. Gene Ontology annotation, molecular function: protein binding; RNA binding. Gene Ontology annotation, biological process: RNA modification. Bases 71 to 1987 code for a protein of 638 amino acids. The transcript has a single exon. NCBI's taxonomy places the organism in Eukaryota, Viridiplantae, Streptophyta, Magnoliopsida, Fabales, Fabaceae.